GGAAGCAAAGGUCACCGUGACCCGGACCGCGUCAGCCUGUAGGAUAGUGGGGACAGCAUGCAACGUCUGAGCUGGAACUGUAAGCUGUUUUCAGAAUGAUCUGUGGAGGUGACGCAAAGGUUGAGGAUAUCUCACCAAUUCUUGACGUCCAUAAAAUCAUCCAGGACUGGGCAUGGGGUGAAUUCAUAAAGAGUGAAGGCCGUUUCAGAAGGCCUUUCAUCAGAAGAAAACACUUCACUGUUGACGUCCAAAUGAACUUCUAUCAGUUUGAAGAUUCGAAAGCUGAGCUUAAAGAUGUGGAUGUUGGAUCUGAGUCAAAUCCAUUUUCCAAGGAAGGAGAACAUAUGCCCAAUACAUCCAUACUCUCCACGGACUACCAUAACGACACUGAUAUGGACCAGGUAUACAAGUUCAGAAUGGAACGGGCAAGAAAGGCGAGUGUAAAGGUGACUUUCCAGAAGGGAUUUACAAUUGGUGGAACGGCAAACUUCUCCAUUGGUGUUGUUAAUGGUAAACUUGAGACGACACUCAACGUAACCAAAACUACCGAGCAGACAUUUGAGGAAACAUUGACGUUUGAAACCAAUAGUGAUAUCAACGUCAAAGCCAACACCAACUGCGUGGCCCAGGUUGUCUUCACGGAGAGGGAGAUGUGCAAAAGGUUCACAGUUGAGACCACCAUGAGAAUGCCAUCAGGCAAAGCCCCAGUGUACAUAAGAAGGAAGAAGGACAAGAAGGUAAUGAUGUCGUUCAAGAUUCAGGAUCUAAGACUCAUUUUUCACAAGUAUAAGGAGGAGAAGGAUCCGGAUAGGAGAGUGGACUUUGUGAGGGAGACAAUUAUGUUGAACGGGAGAGAGUACAACAACUAUGCUAUCAAGCUGACAACGAGGGGGGUCCUUGAAGGAAUGAGACUGUCGGGUCAGACUGUGAGGCUUCAUUCAGAAGAUAUAGAACGUAACGGUAAACGAAAGAAACAGACUGAUAAUGAAGUUCUAGAGGAGCACAUGACUCGACAAAUACAAAGUGUAAAAAUGUAAAUUACUGUCAACAUUAUGAAGUGAAGUUCAGGCGUUUUCUAGGCGUGCCAGCUUUAUGCUGAUUGAACACCGCAGUUUCAGGAAGAAAAAUUGUCUUCUUCUUAGGAAAAAGGGGUAACUUGUCUGCUGAGAUCUGUACCUAUGACUAAACAAGGAAGCGUAGUAAACAAUGACUUUUGUAACUGACAAAAUGACAUGUAAAUAUUUAAGGCAGGAUGUGGUAAAUAUGUUCCAGCCACUCUGGCUGAUUGUACUUAUUCGAGUCCACUCCGAGUGAUGGCUGUUUUUGCUAUCAGACAAAUAACGGACUGUUUGUAAGUAGUGAUAUAAAAUAUUGCCGUUUGCAGUCAAAACAAAACAACUUUCACACACGCACACACGCACACACGCACACACGCACACACAUGAGAUCAACCAGUCACCGCUACACUUCAUGCCACAGUACCAUCAUUAAACUUCAUCUGUUCUUGUCCAAA
Molecule: messenger RNA, 1513 nt
Organism: Haliotis rubra (blacklip abalone)
Lineage: Eukaryota; Metazoa; Mollusca; Gastropoda; Lepetellida; Haliotidae
Exons: 2
Coding region: 96-1037 (313 amino acids)
Source: RefSeq, a predicted model, not a curated record